Messenger RNA from Camellia sinensis, 2516 nucleotides. The record is from RefSeq and is a predicted model, not a curated record. NCBI's taxonomy places the organism in Eukaryota, Viridiplantae, Streptophyta, Magnoliopsida, Ericales, Theaceae.
UCCUCUUCUUCUUCCAUGGACUGAGAGAGUGCCCAAGGCCGAGGUUGAGAGAGAGAGAGAGAGAGAGAGAGUUUCGCUUACACUCUCUUCUGAGAUUACCUGUCUCUUUUUUUCCUUUUGCUUUUUUCACAAAACCCUUAAUUUUCAUAGCUUUCUCUCCAUAUUUUCCAUUACUUUCUUACCAGCCAAGCAUGGACUUAGCAACAAAAUUCCAAUUCAUGGACCUCCGCUCAACGUUCCUCACUGGUUCAGCGCCUUUUCUCCGACAACGCCUCCGCCCAAUUUCAUCCCCAAUAGCCACUCACUCUUUCACAGGUUCCAAUCAUUCAAUAAAAAACACUACUUUCUUUAUCUCUAGAAAACCAAUAAACCCUAGAAUUUCAGCUAAAUUGUCAGCGAUCGCUGUUGAAACAUCGGUCGCUGAGACCAGUGUUGAAGACGAUAUUGAAUCUCUGUUUUCGAACAAUUCUGUGGAUGAAGUUGAUCACAAACGUGUAAAUAAGCAAUCUAAUAGUGGCGCAUCGAGUAUUUCGUCUGGUGUUAGGUUAGAGAAUGUGAGUAAGAGCUACAAGGGCGUGACUGUAUUGAAAGAUGUGAGUUGGGAAGUGAAGAAAGGCGAGAAAGUGGGUUUGGUGGGUGUUAAUGGUGCCGGGAAGACCACCCAGUUGAGAAUUAUUUCCGGGCUAGAGGAACCCGAUUCAGGGAAUGUAAUCAAGGCCAAACACAAUAUGAAAAUUGCUUUUUUGAGUCAAGAAUUCGAGGUUUCAUUGAGUAAAACUGUAAAGGAAGAGCUACUGAGUGCGUUUAAGGAGGAGAUGGAGAUUGUGGGGAGGUUGGAGAAGGUACAGAAGGCAAUUGAAGGUUCAGUGGAUGAUUUGGAGUUGAUGGGGAGGCUCUUGGACGAGUUUGAUUUGCUUCAGAGGCGGGGACAGGCAGUGGAUUUGGAUCAGGUGGAUAUGAAGAUUAGUAAGUUGAUGCCGGAACUUGGGUUUGCUGUGGAGGAUUCAGAUAGGUUGGUGGCUUCAUUUAGUGGUGGGUGGCAGAUGAGGAUGUCCCUUGGGAAGAUUCUACUCCAGGACCCAGAUUUGUUACUAUUGGAUGAGCCCACUAAUCAUCUUGAUCUUGACACAAUUGAGUGGCUGGAAGGAUAUCUUAAUAAGCAAGAUGUGCCCAUGGUCAUCAUAUCUCAUGACAGGGCUUUCCUUGACCAGCUCUGUACAAAAAUUGUGGAAACUGACAUGGGUGUAUCCAGGACAUAUGUGGGCAAUUACUCCGAGUAUGUUCUUGCAAAGGCAGCCUGGAUUGAAGCUCAGUAUGCAGCAUGGGAAAAGCACCAAAAGGAAAUUGAGCACACAAAGGACUUAAUAAACAGAUUAAGUGCAGGAGCAAAUGCUGGCCGUGCAUCUACUGCUGAAAAGAAACUUGAAAAACUUCAGGAAGAGGAACAAAUUGAUAAGCCCUUUAUACGGAAACAAAUGAAAAUCAGAUUCCCUGAGCGUGGAAGAAGCGGAAGAUCUGUUGUAACAAUUAAGAAUCUGGAAUUUGGAUAUGGGGAUAAGGUGUUGUUUAAGAAGGCUAAUAUUACAAUUGAAAAAGGUGAGAAAAUUGCUAUUAUUGGCCCAAAUGGUUGUGGAAAGAGUACUUUGCUUAAACUUAUUAUGGGUUUAGAGAAGCCAAGUCAAGGUGAAGUUCUGCUUGGGGAACAUAAUGUUCUGCCAAAUUAUUUUGAGCAGAAUCAGGCUGAAGCACUUGAUUUGAAUAAAACAGUGCUUGAGACUGUAGCGGAAGUUGCGGAUGACUGGAGAAUUGAUGAUAUAAAGGGACUCCUUGGGCGUUGUAAUUUCAAAGCUGAUAUGCUUGAUAGGAAGGUCUCCCUCUUGAGUGGUGGUGAGAAGGCACGUCUUGCCUUUUGCAAGUUCAUGGUAAAACCAUCAACUUUGCUAGUUUUGGAUGAACCGACCAAUCACUUGGAUAUACCUUCGAAAGAGAUGCUUGAGGAGGCAAUAACAGAGUACAAGGGCACUGUCAUUACUGUUUCUCAUGAUCGAUACUUUAUAAAACAAAUAGUUAAUCGGGUAUUGGAAGUCAAGGAUGGAAGUUUACAAGAUUAUGCUGGUGAUUACAAUUAUUAUCUAGAGAAGAACAUUGAAGCAAGGGAGAGAGAGCUUGAACGUGAGGCAGAUGUUGACGAGAAGUCCCCUAAAGCAAAAGCCAAAUCAAAAAUGUCAAAGGCUGAGAGGGAUGCUCGGAAGAAACAAAAGAUGCAGGCAUUUCAAAAUGCAAAAGCAAAAUCAAAAGGGUUGAAGAAUGCUAAACGAUGGAAAUGAGGUUGAAGCUUUCGGCUAUUUUUGUGCUGAAGAACCUGUGUAUCUUUUAGAUAGUUUUACCUUGUUAAAAGCCCGAAUGGGAUCGUAAGGUGUCUUAUUUUGAACCACCUUGGCUGUGUGUGUAUAUAUAACAUGAAUUGAAAUAGUUUACUUGAUUACAUUACAUUUAAAUGGGAAACAUGCAAUGGA